Thunnus maccoyii (southern bluefin tuna) is the source of this 3300-nucleotide messenger RNA. RefSeq lists its product as uncharacterized. Lineage: Eukaryota; Metazoa; Chordata; Actinopteri; Scombriformes; Scombridae. The coding region runs from base 910 to 1785 and encodes 291 amino acids. The record is from RefSeq and is a predicted model, not a curated record. The transcript is spliced from 9 exons.
UCUAGUAGACAACCUCAUUGAGUCCAUGUGGCAAAAGAGUUUAUCUAUAAUGGUCCCCAUUUCAAAAGAAACACUUUUUACUUGACUAUAUCCUGCAGCCAGACAGUAUUACUCCUCUGCACUGUGGAGAGAUGAUGAUGCAGCCAUUAACAAAGUUGAAGCCCCGUGGAUGGACUCAGUCCAUGACUCAUGUACUAGACUCUACGCUGAGUUAGAUGUACCAGUGGUAACAUCUGGCAUCAACUGCCUUCAUUUUUUAAAACAUAAACAGUUUCCCCAUAUAAUGAGCCUGAUGGUGUCCUGAGACAGAGGACUAUUUGUCUUCGUUUCACCUGACCCUGAGCCUGUUAUGGCCUGGCCCACUACAGGACAAGAGCCAGGACCAAGGUUACCCUCAGCGCAAGGCUGGUUCCAGGGUCUGCAUAAGCAUAGGGUCACCUCAGAAAAUCAUAGUGUCCUUCAUAAUACUGACACAAUAAGAGGUGAUCAAGUGGCCCCUUCUCAAAACAAAAUUACUUUGACGAUCACCUUGAUCUCAGUGGUCAGACAGUGAUACAACAUGCCAAAAAUGUUGGGAGGAUAUGCUUCAUAUUGAAACAUGAAAGCAUUUAUUACUAAAAACACUUGAAAAGAUUUUACUCCUAAAAAAACUUAAACUUUACAAUCACAUUUAGCACAGUUUUUAUACAUCAAGUCAUUUGGCCGUCAACAAAAGUAAUGCUCGACCAAAGUGAAAAUGAAAGUUUAUUCAUUCUUAGAUCUCAGCGACAUGUGACGGCUUACAAACCUGAUCAAACCGGAAUACUUUAACUUCCCCUCAGUCGAUCAAAAGGCAACUGCUGAUAAACAAAAGAAAGUCUUUCUGUGCAACCGAUCAAUACGUCAUUUUUUUUCUUGAAAAAGGAGAGGAUGAAUUAUGACAUAUAUCACAGUUUUCUGUCAAUGUUCCUACUUCUUCGAGAGCAGUUCAGACCCUUUGACGAAAACCAAAGGAUGAAUAUGAACGACUACGAGAGUCUGCCUACAGCACUGAUGGACCCGCAGGAAAUGGAAUCGGAGGACUUUAUUCAGGGAUUGUUGGAGCUAGAGGAACAGUCUCUUGUGCUGGAAGAAAACAUUCAAAGAACAAAGAUAGAUAUUUUAGAAAUGAGGAACAGCAGGUCACAGUGUUUCAGAAAUGUUGAAGAACUACGUGAACGCUUGGAAAACUUUCAAACAAGGUUGAGAACCGCCUUCGAAACCCUGACAGGAAGGUCAAUGGAAGAAUUCCCAAGGAGAAUGAUGCCUAGUAUCUCAACACGGCACCCGGUGAGAGCAAGACGGCCGUGGCGUUUCAAGUCUUGUCCCAACAUCUCAUCAACACCUGAAGACCUUGGCUUUGAUUUUCUUAAUAAUCAGUGGAGAAGCUUUAACCGAACCCUAAAUUUCAAGAGGCACAUUGAAGACAGACUCCAAACCCACCACAAGGAUUUGAUUUCCCUUGAAAAGUUAUUCAAACAGUCCAGGAAGACACUGACACAGAUCAUGUACAGGGCUCGUCGACCUGAAAAUGUCCCAUCCGAGCAGAUUGAGGAAACUCCUCCUCCUUCACCAGCUCGUCGACCUGAAAAUGUCCCAUCCGAGCAGCUUGAGGAAACUCCUCCUCCUUCACCAGCUCGUCGACCUGAAACUGUCCCAUCGGAGCAGCUUGAGGAAACUCCUCCUCCUUCACCAAACCGCCACACUGAAAAUAACCGGACCAAGGUCCUUCUCUCUGGAGUCUUCGUUCAAUACGAAAGAAUGUAACUGGAAUCAACCGUCCUUGAAAUGAAUCCUGCAGUCCCAGAGUGAAAGGUACCAAGCAUGAGAAGGUGCCUACCACAGGAAAUAAAGUUACAUGCCAGGAUAAGUCCAGUGGCAGCCCAUCUUUCCUAGUGGCCAUUAUCAGCACAGUUGUAUAAUUUAUUAAAAUAAUGGCUGCCAGCUGUGUUGCCAUUUUCGUUUUCAUUUUAUUGGUAGGCCUGUAUAACUGAUUGAUAAUAAUGAUAAUUAUUGGCAGUUGCAUUGUUGUAAUGGACAACUUCUGAGAGAUUCAAAGGUUAUUAUUCCCCAUUUACUGUUGUAGAAGAAUUCAUAGAUGGGUCAUUUAUUCUGUAAAUAUCUCCAAACUACUCAUCAGCCAACAGACCUCAGCUGUCAUCAUAAUCUUCUGCAGAGCUCAGUGCUCCCAGCAGGCCCUCUAAUGGGCAACAUGGGAAGAGACUUCUGUGAUGAAUGAAUCUUAGACUGGAAGUACAAAAGGCAUUUGGGCAAAGGAGAGGAUAUAUUUAGAAUUUAAAUGAUUAAUUUAGAUUUUCCCGGUUUAAGUACAGAUUUAGCAAUGCUGUAAAAAUUGCCUGUUUUGUAAGCAGCUUGUGUCUAGUUUGGAUGCAUGUACAGUAGGUGUUCAAGACAAGUGAAUGGACAGAAUAAAAAGAACAGCCAAGAUCAUCACACAGCCAAACACAAGUCUAUCAGUGGAGACAGAGAAAGAGAUCCAGUUAGAUUUGAUGUGGGGCCUUUUUUUAUUUAAGUGCACUGAUACUGAUGAUCUGUUCUUUAAAUGACAAUCCUGUUGUGUGUCAUUCACAUUUGUGCACACAUUUAAAUUUACAUGUGUUCAAGUGUUGACCAUUUUGUGAUUAACAAGUCAUAAUAACCUGGUAUUUUAUAUGUACUAUGUCAGGAUGAAAAUGAAUGCAGUGUUGAGGAUUAACUGUUAUGCUUUACAAAAACGAUAACAGAAUAUCCUGGGCAAGUAGGAAAAAAGACAAGGUCACAAUAUUUUUGUAAGGAGAGCUGUAGUACUGGGGGAGAGCAGGGGUCAAAAGUGCAUUCUGUCCAGCAAACGAGAAAAAGGGAGAGAAAACCGAGAAGAUGGACAAGAAUAGUGAAGACCUCCCUCAACUGCAGCUGUAUUAAAGGAAAUGUAACUCUGAGGAAAUGUCUGUUUUUAGUUAGUUUUUUUUAGUCCGUUUUUUUGGCCGUUGUUUGUGGGAUUUUUGUUUGUUUGUUUUUUACUUUUUUACUCUUUUUUACUUUUGAGCAGAUUUUUAGCUUAUUAAAAUAUACUCUUUUGAGAUUUUAUAGUUUGCUUGUUGUGUUAAAUAAAACUAUUGAAAGACAGAAACUUCUCAUCUUUUUUUGUUCUGAUUCUUGAUUCAUCCAGGGCUCUCAACUACAUUUUUGGUAGGCAGGAGGUAGCGUAGUAGACAUAGUUACUUCACACAGCAGUACUUGUGGACUGUUAAAUAGCAUCAAACCAGUGGGAACGGUACUUCA